AUGACGUGCUUCAUGCGACCCCCACCCCUGGAGUUCGAGCUCAGCCCUACAGAACCCAAAAACUAUGGUUCCUACGGCACCCAGGCCUCAGCUGCAGCAGCCACAGCCGAGCUGCUAAAGAAGCAGGAGGAGCUGAACCGGAAGGCAGAGGAGUUGGAUCGGAGGGAGCGGGAGUUGCAGCACGCCGCCCUGGGGGCUCGACAGAACAACUGGCCCCCUCUACCUUCUUUUUGCCCAGUCCAGCCCUGCUUCUUCCAGGACAUCUCCAUGGAGAUCCCCCAAGAAUUUCAGAAGACCGUAUCCACCAUGUACUACCUCUGGAUGUGCAGCACGCUGGCUCUUCUUCUGAAUUUUCUUGCCUGCCUGGCCAGCUUCUGCGUGGAGACCAGCAAUGGCUCGGGCUUUGGGCUCUCUAUCCUCUGGGCCCUCCUUUUCACGCCCUGCUCCUUUGUGUGCUGGUACCGGCCCAUGUACAAGGCCUUCCGGAGCGACAGUUCAUUCAAUUUCUUCGUUUUCUUCUUCAUUUUCUUCGUCCAGGAUGUGCUCUUUGUCCUGCAGGCCAUUGGCAUCCCAGGUUGGGGGUUCAGUGGCUGGAUCUCCGCUCUGGUGGUGCUGAAGGCCAACCCGGCGGUGGCCGUGCUCAUGCUGCUGGUCGCCCUGUUCUUCACUGGCAUCGCUGUACUGGGGAUUGUGAUGCUGAAGCGGGUGAGAGGCUGUGUUCCAGGUGGGGAGGUGGGCGGGAAGAGUGAGAUCAUGGGCCCCGAGGGGCCUGGGGAGGGGCGGUCAUUCUGGAGGAAGUCGGGAGGGCCUGGCUGA
Puma concolor (puma) is the source of this 816-nucleotide messenger RNA. NCBI's taxonomy places the organism in Eukaryota, Metazoa, Chordata, Mammalia, Carnivora, Felidae. The record is from RefSeq and is a predicted model, not a curated record.